This is a messenger RNA of Rotaria sordida, 1845 nucleotides long. The record is from the annotation of a GenBank genome assembly. Lineage: Eukaryota; Metazoa; Rotifera; Eurotatoria; Philodinida; Philodinidae.
AUGCCUGUUGCUGAAGGUGUACCACUAGCAAUACAAUUUGAUAGUUUAUCCUAUGCAAGCAAAGCUAUUCAUCGACAAAUUCAAUUAUUACUUGAACAACAUGCCGUAAUCAUUCGUCAAGGAAAGAAACAAUCAUUUAAAUCAGUUAAAAUAAAAUUAUCAGAAGAUACUUUGGAAGAUAUUAAAGUUCGUUGUUGUUUCAUUUCACCAUUUACUCGUGCACAAACUUAUGCUAAAAAUAAAUAUAUUCCUGAUGAAUCAAGUGAAUCAUUUAAAGAAGCGUCAUCAAUUGAUUAUCCAUUAGAUGGAAUGAUGAUUAUUCGUAUUCCUGGAAUAGUUAGAGAAUUUGCAUGUGAAGUUCUUUUUGAACAAGAUAUUGAUGGAAGAUCAAUAGCAACAUUGAUACUCGAUACUUUACUUCAAUCAUCUAUUGAUCUUCGUCAACAGUUAGCUAAGAAUAUUCUAGUUAUUGGAGGUACAGCAAUGAUACCAGGUUUUUUACAUCGUUUACAUUCCGAAUUAAUUUAUCUUGUUAAUAUAUCGACAUAUGUAAAUAGAUUAGUUAUAAAACAAUUUCAUUUCCAUUCUCCACCAGCACAAUUGAAUUAUACAGCAUGGUUAGGAGGUUCUAUUUUUGGUACUCUUGAUAUAUUAGAAUCACAGUCAAUUAUAUGUGAUAAAUAUUUAGAAAAUGGUAUUAUACCAGAUUGUAAAUAUUCUCUAAAAGCUAUUUCUGAUUAUUUAGGUGGUAUACAUAAUGAUCUUCGAUCACAAGCAUGGAAAUAUCUAUUUGGUUUUUAUCCACCUCUUCUCUCAAAAGCAGAACAAGAAACAAUUGAUAUUGAACGUAAACUACGAUAUGAUUUUAUGUGUGAAAGAUGUCAACAAGAAAUGCCACAAGAACUUUGUUCACAAUUACCGCAUUUAUCAUCAAACAAAUUAAAAGAAUUACUUAGUUCAAAUCAAAUUUUCUUUUCUAUUCAACAACGUAUUGAAGCAUAUAAACCAAAAUUUAAUUGGUAUGAUAUGGAUUAUCAUGUACGACUUAUUGCUAAAGAUUUACAUCGAACUGAUUUUAUAUCAUCAGAAAAAAAACCAGUUGAUUAUAAUUAUGGACCACUUACACGUUUACUUGUAACAUUUGCAUGUUAUAAUCCAACAAUUGGUUAUUCACAAGGAAUGAAUGAUAUGGCUCUUAGUUUUCUUCAUGUAUUUUCUUAUAGUGAACAUGAAGCUUAUUUUUGCUUUGCUUCUUAUAUAAUUCAAUCCGGUGAACAUUUUACAAAAUUAGGUAUAGCAACUAAAAUAAAACAAUUACCAAAACUUGUUGAAAUUGUUGAUCAAUUAUUAUAUGAUCGAAUUGUAUCACUUGAUGUUGAAUUAUGGACAUUUUGUCAUCGAUGGUUAUUUUUAUGUUUUCGUCGUGAAUUUGCUAAAGAAGAAGAUACAUUAAUAUGUUUUGAAGUUGUAUCUAGUCAUUUUCUUGAAGAAAAUUCUUUAGCUGGUGAACGUUUAUUAUAUGAUAUACAAUUAAAACAAGCAGAACAAAUAGGUAUUAGUAGUUAUUCAUCAAUAUCAACAGAAUUAAAUUCUAAACAUAAUGAAGACUAUCGAUAUUCAUUUGAUUUAUUUGUUUGUAUUGCAAUGAUAUCAUUAUUUCGUUCAUGUUUAUUUGAUGCUCAUGAUGAACUUGAAGCACUUGAAGCAAUUCAACAACGACAAAAAACACUUGAUGUUCGACAAGUUUUAUCAUUAGCUGAACAACUUUUUAAAAUAUAUUAUCAACAAAUAACAGCAAUGUCAUCUACAUCAUCGAUGGAAUCAGCAUCAUUUGAAAUUAUUUAG